Molecule: messenger RNA, 1173 nt
Organism: Phytomonas sp. EM1
Lineage: Eukaryota; Euglenozoa; Kinetoplastea; Trypanosomatida; Trypanosomatidae
Source: the annotation of a GenBank genome assembly
AAAAAGGGAUAACAAAACACAUAAAUUUUCAACAUAAAGGAUAAUAUUUCAUCAUUUUGUUCAAGUGUUUGAGUAGAUUUAUAUCGAUAAUCUCUCGUCGACAAAAUGAAUGCACCUACACAGCAACCACUUCGUGUGGCAUCGCCAGCGAAAGUACCGAUGAAGGUGUCAGUAAAAAUUCCAAUGAAUUCAACAGCAAAUAUUGCCUCGAUGAUGGCUAUCAACCAGCGUCCUUUUGAUUCAUCACAGCCGGUGGACGCUGUGGGCUCCGAUUUUAAGCGGCUCUUCGUCGAAGCUCUCAAUCCACGCCAGAGUAGUGCAUCGUUUUCAACAUCCUCGUGCAGCUCCUCGAAGUCGUCAAGUGACGAUUCGACUUCUUCCAACAAUUCACGGGAUUCGUCCGAUAUUGACUCUAGUUCCAGUGAACGUGGUACCAGCAGCAGCCGCUCCGGCUCUGUGUCGACGUCUUCGGACGCCGCCAAUGAACCAACUUUGUUUCAAUUAGCCAAAAAUGAGGGACUUCUGAGUGAGGAUGCUCUCCUACAGGAUGAAGAAGAGGAAAUAACGGAGCCAAUAAUACCUCCACGCCCACCUAUCAUUCGGAACUUUCCAUCCCACCUUGACAAAAGAAUAGAGAGCUACGAGGAGCGACUUAAUCGUGAGCAAAAUGCCAUUGUUAUCAAGGACAACAACAAGACGGUAUCGCUUGGGACUAGUAAGGUUAACUAUAUCGACCCCCGUAUUAUUUGUUCAUGGGCUAGGGAGCAAAACGUGCCAAUUAAUAAAAUAUUUUCCGCCACACUCCAGAAAAAGUUUUCGUGGGCUAUGGGCGUACAGAGUUUUAACUUUUAAGAUAACGAUCAUGGCAUUAUAAACAUAGCAGUUGUCUCAAUAGAUUUUCUCAGGGAAUCGGUAGGGGUAAUUUUUUUGUGCGAUAUAUGGGAAAGUAGAUGGAUACACCUAGUAAGCAGAGAUAAUAAUAGUGUAAUAGAAGGUUUGCUUAAACAAAUCCCCUUACGCACAGUAAUGCGAAGUUUUUUGGAUGGAUCGACAAGCUUUCGCAGUGAUCAGAACUUAUAUAUUACCCUGUUGCAAUAGGGUACAAGAGAUACGUCUUCUAUUUUCUCUUGGUGUCCUUUCAUUCCAAUAUAAUCUGUGUUUAUUAUCUUUUAA